Liolophura sinensis is the source of this 2175-nucleotide messenger RNA. RefSeq names its product receptor-type tyrosine-protein phosphatase mu-like. Gene Ontology annotation, biological process: protein dephosphorylation. The record is from RefSeq and is a predicted model, not a curated record. Gene Ontology annotation, molecular function: protein tyrosine phosphatase activity. The transcript is spliced from 18 exons. NCBI's taxonomy places the organism in Eukaryota, Metazoa, Mollusca, Polyplacophora, Chitonida, Chitonidae. Bases 595 to 2022 code for a protein of 475 amino acids.
CUUUCCUGUUUCACUCCAGAAGUAAAAGCGUCUGCAGAAGGUGUUGUUAACCCUGCGUACAUAGGCGGUGGUGUGGCUGCAGCUGUCGCUUUAAUCAUCAUAGUUGUGGUCAUUAUCAUAUUUAGGAGGCGGCGUAAAGCGCACUGUAAAUAUGAUGACCGGGAAGAAAUAGAAGUGGACAGGCAGCCACAGAAUAACAUAGCGUUUCAGGAAGACAGCGACGAUCAGGAAGACGACUCACAGGGUGACGUUAAUCCAUACGUUAACGCGGACGUCGUCCCGACCCAAGUGUCUGUCACCGAAUUCCCAGACUACGGUGCGAGGAAGAAAGCAGCGAAAGGCUUCAAGAAAGAAUUCGAAAAAUUCCCCGUUGGUUUGCACGCGAAGCAUGACGCGGCUGACAAACCUGAGAAUAAAGCGAAAAGCCGCUAUCGAAGCCUCGUGGCCUACGACCAUUCCAGGGUGUUGUUAUCCGUGACAGACGGCCAGGCUACUGACUACAUCAAUGCCUGCUACAUAAAUGGUUACAACGAACCGAAGAAAUACAUCGCAUCUCAAGGUCCUAAUGAUGUCAUACUGCACGAUUUUCUGCGCAUGAUCUGGGAACAGAAGUCUGGAAAGAUUGUCAUGGUGACCAACUUAAUGGAGACAACAAAGACCAAGUGCUGCCAAUACUGGCCUGACGAAGGAUCGGAGAGUUUUGGCCUGAUUACUGUGACACUAUUGAAUGAGGAGUUUUACGGGGAGUUUACCGUGAGAACUCUGCUACUGACUCACAACCGGACAAAGACGGAAAGCUACCCAGUCAAGCAAUUCCACUUUACGGCCUGGCCUGAUCACGGAGCCCCUGCUCAGGCUACCGGGUUACUGGAUUUUCGGGACAAAGUUAACGCUUAUCAGACGCAGCUUAACGGACCAAUCGUCGUGCACUGCAGCGCUGGUGUGGGUCGCACGGGAACAUACAUAGCUCUGGAUUAUCUGAUCACCCAGGCUCAAGACGAGGGGGUGGUGGAUGUGCCGGCCUGUGUGAGACAGCUCCGGGAACAGCGAGUUAACAUGGUCCAGGCAUUGGAGCAAUACAUAUUCCUUCACGAAGCCCUCGCCGAGGCUUUUGUUCUAGGGAGUAGCUAUGUUGGCGAGGCGGAAUUCCAUCGUGUCUUUGCCGAGUUGUGUGCUCCUGACCCAGAGACCGGCAUGACCAAGAUUGCACAACAGUUCCAGUCUCUUCAGCGGCUGACAUCUCCCCUGACCGAAGGCGCGCUUACCACAGCCCGUCAUCCGGACAAUGUCAUCAAAAACAGAUCAAGCCGAAUCCUGGCAGCGGACAUAUGCAGACCGUACCUGUCCACGCCGGUACCUGAAGGCAACAACUACAUCAAUGCCGUGUUCUUACCAGCGUUCAGAUCGAAGAAGGGUUUCAUUGUCACCCAGACUCCUCUACCCAACACAGUCCUGGAUUUCUGGCGCCUGGUGUAUGACCACGGCAUAAGUGUUAUCGUCAUGAUAGACGUUGUCAAGCCACGUGAUACGGAUGUUGGAGUAUACUGGCCAAAAGAAGAGACUCAGUUCGACCCCUUUGUUGUGAAAAUUCAGGGCAAAGAGGAGCGCGAGGGCUUCUCCGUAUGGACCUACCAUUUGGCUCACAAGGAGACGCAGAAUGCAGCGCAUCAUAUCAAGCAGUUCCGAUGUAAGUUCUGGCCAGGUGUAAAUGUACCAGACCCCUCCUCGAUACCAUCUCUACUGGCCAUCAUAAACGAAGCGACCAAAUGGCAACAGAAAACGGGCAACGAACCUGUUAUGGUGCAUUGUAGAGACGGUGUGACGAAAUGCGGUGUGUUCUGUGUGGCUGCGUCGGUGAUUGAGAGACUGAAGGUGGACCAGCAAGUGAACAUCGUCCACACGGUGAAACAGAUGAGGGCCAAUAGACCGGAGGUCAUCACUGACCUGGAGCAGUUCCAUUUCGUACACCAAGUGGCCAAGGUGUAUCUGGAGACAGUGCACACAUAUGAGAACCUGGAGUGAACAUCUUGUCAUCCCCGGUCUGCCUGAAAUAUGGACUGUAACUUAUGACUCCGGCUUAAACGGCUCAUUCCUCACUUUUACGAUUUGGUCUUGUGAUAAUCCUCAAGCUAACUUUAUCCCAUGCACUACUUUAAGCUCAAACACAGCUGUUAU